Molecule: messenger RNA, 1995 nt
Organism: Aureobasidium vineae
Lineage: Eukaryota; Fungi; Ascomycota; Dothideomycetes; Dothideales; Saccotheciaceae
Source: the annotation of a GenBank genome assembly
AUGAGUAUGGCAGACCCCAGCUUUGGACUGCCCCAUGUGCAUCUGAUUUCGGGCCACAAAUACCCCUUCUCUCCCCAACUCGCCAUCGAUGGCGCAUACACGUACCUCUUUGAUGCUCCCAAGGUCGUCAAGCAGGUUGCUCCCAUGUCAUGGCAGUACAUCUCUGCUCCACAGGACGGCACUGUCUUCUUGACUUGGAUCGGCGGUCGCAUGCAGAACCAGUUCCCUACUGAUGGCUACGUCUGGGUUGAUCCUGAGCAGCGUUACACCCAGGACUUUGGAGGCUACGUUGGUUACCGCCCUGGAGCCGAUAACGUUACCAGCCACUCUCGCAGACGAUACCGCUUCAUGUCCAAGAACCCCAGUGUUCACGCCCUCCCUCCGGAUCCGAGUCUCUGGCUUGUCCACUACAGUCAGGCCGACCCUCAACACUGCUUCCCCACAUCCCAGUUGCCUCUGUCGCACCAGUCGCGCCAACAAUUGGCCGAACGCCAGUGGAUCGAAUCUCAAGGCCGUCUCGAUCGCCAGGACUUCAUGCUGCACGACCGCGAAAAGUGGCCUCAGCUCAACAUGCCUGGCCGUGCUGCUGUACCUGGUGUACCUGCUUAUAACCAGAACAUGUAUCAGCAAAGUCCCAUGGCUCACAUCGGCAACCCUCGCUUUUCCGGCAACUUCUAUCAACAAGCUCAACAAGGACACGCGGGUCCGUCGCCUGCUAAACGCGCGCGACAGCACCCACCUGCCCAUGUCCCGGCGUCGGCCGCUGCUCUGAUGGCUCAGGACACCAGCAUCGAAGAUGAGGAGAACGUCCUCCUUGGAGACUUGCUUGACCACCUCACUCAGCGCGAUAUCAGUCUGACCCGCUACAUGCAACACCACGACUGGAUGGACGAGGUCUACUCGUCACCAUUUGCUACUGGUCAAAUCGUUCCUAUGGACCUCGGUUUUGGCUUGAUGGGCGAGCUCGCCGGCCUUACCGAAGGCUUGUUUGAUACUCCGAACUCUGCACUUGAGAAGACUGAGCCCAAGUCAAAGGAUACGCCAGCUGCAUACAAGAAAGUCACAUCAGAACAACUGCAAGAGUUCGAGAAGCGCGUCCAGGCGCAUAAAGAGAAGGAACAGAAUGAGAUUGCGCGCAUGAAGGAAGAACAUGCCAGGAGAAUGGACAGUCUGCGCAAGAGCAAGAGUCUAGUCAAGGCCGAGAAGAAGCUGAGAAAUGCAUCCUGGAAGCCCUCGGGCUCAGGCAAUGAGUUCUGGAGACUGGAGAAGACAAACGACCAGGACGCCAACCAGAUUGUCGAGCAGGUGGAGGAACUUCUUGGCGGAUCCAUUCAAGCACAAAAGGAGGCCACUUUGAUCAGUGAAGGAGGAUACCGCAAAGAAGAAAAGCGAACGCCACCUGCCGAUGCAGAUAUGGCUGGAACGCAGAUGGAUGGUGCAGGUCUCGACGCUGCCCAAUCUCUGCAAUCUGCUUCUGGUGCUCCUGCCGAGUCCGCUCCACAGACUGAACAGCCGCAACUGCCGACUCAGCAGAUGCCUGCCGUUCCUCAGGUACCUCAACAACCCCCACAAUCCGCCGUCCCUAGUGUGCCAGACACCAACAUGGAGAACAUGGAGUCCAUGGACACUGGCAACUUCUCACUACCAGACGACAUGGAACUCGAUACAGGCCACUUCAACUUCGACACACCCAAAACCGAUGUUCAAACCCCAGGCACAUCAAAUUGGCCUGGUCAACAACCUCCGUCUCAAUCACAACCACAACAAACCGUUAAUCAGCAACCCAAUGCAGCCAACCCAACAAGUGGUGGCGACCUCUACGGUGCCGGUGGGGAUGCAAACUUUGGCGACUUCGACGCAGGAGAUGGUUUGAUCGACUUUGAAGGCGGCGCAGGCGAGGACAUUGACUUUAGUAUGGACAACUCGGCGUUCGGCGAUGCUUUCCACGGCACCGAGACGCAUGAGCAAGACGAAGGAGCAGGCGAGGGACAGUAG